AGUCCUCCAUCCCUGUUUGUCAGCGCUGGCUCCCCAGCUCCAUAGUCUGUUGGUUAGCGCCGGCUCCUCCUCUCUCCGGCGUUGGUCCCGGCUCUCCCUCUUCUUCCACGUUGGUAGGCGCCAGCCCCCCCCCCCCGCAUCUCCCCCCAGCUUCGCGUUGGUUGGCGCCGGGCUCCCCUGUUCGCUGCAGUGGUUCGGCCGCGGCGACCCCUCAGCGGCGCGUCCCCCGCCGCGGUCCCGCUCCGCUUCUCCCCGAAGCCGCGCGCCCGCGCCUGUCGGUCGGCGGACCCGCAGCCCCCCGUGAGGCCCACGGCCUCCCACCCGCCAUGGUCCGCCCGCGCCGUGCCCCGCACCGCUCCGGCGCCGGGGGCCCCCUCGGAGGUCGUGGCCGGCCACCGCGGCCCCUGGUCGUCCGCGCCGUGCGCUCACGUUCCUGGCCUGGCGGUCCUCGAGGCCCGCAGCCACCGCGGAUCCGGGCUCGUUCGGCCCCUCCCAUGGAGGGUGCUCGAGUCUUUGGAGCCCUGGGGCCUAUCGGGCCCUCUUCACCUGGGCUGACUCUUGGGGGCCUCGCAGUGAACGAGCACCGGCUCAGCAACAAACUGCUGGCCUGGAGUGGCGUGCUGGAGUGGCAGGAGAAGCGUAGACCCUUCUCGGACUCCACAGCCAAGCUGAAACGCACCCUGCCCUGCCAGGCCUAUGUGAACCAGGGCGAGAACCUGGAGACGGACCAGUGGCCCCAGAAGUUGAUCAUGCAGCUCAUCCCACAGCAGCUGCUGACCACACUGGGUCCCCUGUUCCGAAACUCUCAGCUGGCCCAGUUCCACUUCACCAACAGAGACUGUGACUCCCUCAAGGGCCUCUGCCGCAUCAUGGGCAAUGGCUUCGCAGGCUGCAUGCUCUUCCCCCACAUUUCUCCUUGCGAGGUGCGCGUGCUCAUGCUCCUGUACUCAUCUAAGAAGAAGAUCUUCAUGGGCCUCAUCCCCUACGACCAGAGUGGCUUCGUCAACGCCAUACGACAGGUCAUCACCACCCGCAAACAGGCCGUGGGCCCUGGGGGUGUACACUCUGGACCUGUUCAGAUUGUCAACAACAAAUUCUUGGCAUGGAGUGGUGUCAUGGAGUGGCAGGAGCCUAGGCCUGAGCCCAACAGCCGGUCCAAGAGGUGGCUGCCAUCCCACGUCUAUGUGAACCAAGGGGAGAUCUUGAGAACAGACCAGUGGCCUCGGAGGCUCUUCAUGCAGCUCAUUCCGCAGCAGCUGCUGACCACCCUCGUGCCACUGUUCCGGAAUUCACGCCUGGUACAGUUCCACUUCACUAAGGACAUGGAGACUCUGAAGAGCCUUUGCCGGAUCAUGGACAAUGGCUUCGCGGGCUGCGUGCACUUCUCCUACAAGGCGUCGUGCGAGGUGCGUGUGCUCAUGCUCCUGUACUCCUCGGAGAAGAAGAUCUUCAUCGGCCUCAUCCCGCACGACCAGAGCAACUUUGUCAACGGCAUCCGUCGCGUCAUCGCCAACCAGCAGCAGGUCCUGCAGCGAAGCCUGGAGCAGGAGCAGCAGCAGCGAGGGAUGGGUGGCUAGUGGAUGCCUGGGCUGGGCGGGCCACAGUCCCAGACGAGGCCCCAGUGGAGACUGGUGAGCAGCACUGCGUCCGUGGGAAGCAGCAGGGUGGCCCUGGCCUGAGAGAGACCUGCUGCAUGCAUCACUGCCUCCUGCUACCAAUAUCCCUGGGGAGGAAUGGGUGCCAGGGCCACAGCUUAAUACUGGGGAGUAGGGUGCAGUUUCACUAGUAGAAGCCACCCCUCCUCCUGCCUCCUAGGUCAGCUGCUUCUGAGCAGGGGCUCCUGGCGACUGUACCUGCCCAGCAACCUGGAGGACAGCGUCCUGAGGUCUCCCAAGGAUGGUCCUUGCCCCUGUAUGUUUCCCUAAUAAAGCCUUUUAACCCACA
Molecule: messenger RNA, 1944 nt
Organism: Mus caroli (Ryukyu mouse)
Lineage: Eukaryota; Metazoa; Chordata; Mammalia; Rodentia; Muridae
Gene: Ptov1
Product: PTOV1 extended AT-hook containing adaptor protein
Biological process (GO): positive regulation of transcription by RNA polymerase II
Cellular component (GO): transcription regulator complex
Source: RefSeq, a predicted model, not a curated record